UUUGAGUUGCUCUGCUGCUUUCUGGAAUCGCGCGAUUGGAGGAGAAGGACCGCCAGUCCCCGCUCUGCCUCUCCUGUCAAUGGCUCUCGGGACUUAUUUCCUGUGAAUGUCUGGGCUCCUGAAGUGACUCGUGAUGGAUAUUCUCUGGAUAUUAUGGACUAUACCUGCCGUCAUAGCUGUUGAAGAGACCCUGAUGGACUCCACCACAGCCACGGCAGAGCUGGGCUGGACGGUCUACCCCGUGUCCGGGACGAGCGACAACAGCUGGGAGGAAGUGAGCGGCUACGAUGAAAACAUGAAUACCAUCAGGACGUACCAAGUCUGCAACGUCUUCGACAGCAACCAGAACAACUGGGUACGGACAAAAUACAUUCGGCGUCGCGGUGCGCAGCGGAUCCACGUGGAGAUGAAGUUCUCAGUGAGGGACUGCAGUAGCAUUCCAAACGUACCAGGCUCGUGCAAAGAGACGUUCAACCUGUACUACUACGAGUCCGAUUCUGACACGGCCAACAGGAACUCUCCACCGUGGAUGGAAAACCCUUGGAUUAAGGUUGACACCAUUGCAGCAGACGAGAGCUUUUCCCAAGUGGACCUCGGAGGCAGAGUGAUGAAGAUCAACACGGAGGUCAGGAGCUUUGGCCCUGUGUCGAAGAACGGCUUCUACCUGGCCUUCCAGGACUACGGCGGCUGCAUGUCCCUCAUCGCUGUCCGGGUUUUCUACCGGAAGUGUCCUCGGAUCAUCACCAACGGGGCGCUGUUCCAGGAGACGCUGUCGGGCGCUGAGAGCACCUCUCUGGUGGCUGCGAGGGGUGUUUGCAUUCCCAACGCAGAGGAGGUGGACGUCCCCAUCAAGCUCUACUGCAACGGGGACGGAGAAUGGAUGGUGCCGAUCGGCCGCUGCAUGUGCAAAGCCGGAUAUGAGGCGGUGGAAAACGGAACGGUUUGUCGAGCCUGCCCCUCGGGGUUCUUCAAGUCCACUCAGGGGGAUCAGCUCUGCCUGCAGUGCCCCAUCAACAGCCGCACCACCAGCGAAGGCGCCAUCAACUGCGUUUGCCGCAAUGGAUAUUACCGCACCGACUCUGAUCCUCUCCAGAUGCCCUGCACCACCGUCCCCUCAGCUCCACAGGCCGUGAUCUCCAGCGUGAACGAGACCUCUGUGAUGCUGGAGUGGAUGUCUCCUCGGGAUUCUGGGGGCCGAGAGGACGUCGUCUACAACAUCAUCUGCAAGAGCUGCGGCGGAGGCCGGGGAGGGUGCACCCGCUGCGGUGACAACGUUCAGUUUUUGCCCCGUCAGCUGGGCCUGACAGAAAGCCGGGUCUACAUCAGUGACCUGCUGGCCCACACGCAGUACACGUUUGAGGUGCAGGCUGUCAACGGGGUGUCAGACCAGAGCCCCUACUCCCCCCAGUACGCCUCAGUCAACAUCACCACCAACCAGGCCGCUCCAUCCACAGUGUCUAUAAUGCACCAGGUGAGCCGCAGUGUGGACAGCAUCACCCUCUCCUGGUCCCAGCCGGACCAGCCCAAUGGCGUCAUCUUGGACUACGAACUGCAGUAUUAUGAAAAGGAUCUAUCGGAACACAACGCCAGCACCGUCAGAAGCCAAACCAACACCGUCGUCAUCCGGGGCCUCAAGCCCGGAAGCAUCUACGUGUUCCAGGUCCGAGCCCGGACCGUGGCCGGGUUUGGACGCUACAGUGGCAAGCUGUACUUCCAGACCAUGACGGAGGAGGAGUACAACACGAGCAUUCAGGAGAAGCUUCCUCUCAUCAUUGGCUCGGCCGCAGCAGGGCUGGUCUUCCUCAUUGCUCUGGUGGUCAUCAUCAUUGUGUGUAACCGAAGGCGUGGCUUCGACAGGCAUGAUUCAGAGUACACGGACAAGCUGCAGCACUACACCAGCGGCCACAUGACUCCAGGAAUGAAGAUUUACAUCGAUCCAUUCACGUAUGAGGACCCCAACGAGGCUGUGCGGGAGUUCGCAAAGGAGAUUGACAUCUCCUGCGUGAAGAUCGAGCAGGUCAUUGGUGCAGGAGAAUUUGGUGAGGUGUGCAGCGGAAAUCUGAAGCUACCCGGUAAAAGGGAGAUGUUUGUAGCCAUUAAGACCCUGAAGUCUGGCUACACCGAAAAGCAAAGGCGGGACUUUCUGAGUGAAGCCAGCAUCAUGGGCCAGUUCGACCAUCCUAACGUCAUCCACCUGGAAGGUGUGGUCACCAAGAGCAGCCCUGUCAUGAUCAUCACUGAGUUCAUGGAGAACGGAUCUCUGGACACUUUCCUCAGACAAAAUGACGGGCAGUUCACGGUGAUCCAGCUGGUGGGAAUGCUGCGAGGCAUCGCCUCAGGCAUGAAGUAUCUUGCCGACAUGAAUUACGUGCACCGCGACCUCGCGGCCCGGAACAUCCUGGUCAACAGCAACCUUGUUUGCAAAGUGUCAGACUUCGGCCUCUCCCGCUUCUUGGAGGAUGAUACAUCCGACCCCACUUACACAAGUGCUCUGGGAGGGAAGAUCCCGAUCCGAUGGACUGCUCCCGAAGCCAUCCAGUACAGGAAGUUCACCUCCGCCAGCGAUGUGUGGAGCUACGGGAUCGUCAUGUGGGAAGUCAUGUCGUACGGAGAGAGGCCCUACUGGGACAUGACCAAUCAAGAUGUCAUCAAUGCCAUAGAGCAGGACUACCGGCUCCCCCCACCGAUGGACUGUCCCAGCGCGCUGCACCAGCUCAUGCUGGACUGCUGGCAGAAGGACCGCAACAACCGGCCCAAAUUCAGCCAGAUCGUGAACAACCUCGACAAGAUGAUCCGCAACCCCAACACCCUGAAGGCCAUGACUCCUUUGUCUUCAGGUGUUCAUCUCCCCCUCCUGGAUCGCAGCAUUCCAGACUUUUCCACCUUCAGCUCUGUGGACGAGUGGCUGGAUGCCAUCAAGAUGGGCCAGUACAAAGACAACUUUGCCAAUUCGGACUUUUCUACGUUUGAUGUGGUCUCUCAGAUGACUAUGGAUGACAUCCUGAGGGUUGGAGUGACGUUAGCAGGCCACCAAAAGAAGAUCCUCAACAGCAUCCAGAUGAUGCGGGCGCAGAUGAACCAGAUCCAGUCAGUGGAGGUUUGACCCUCCUGAGGAGAGUCCUGGGAAGAGGCGGGCGGUUCGGGCUCUGGGUGUGGAGGACGGAGUGGAUGCUUUCUUUUUUCCUCUUCCUUUUUGGCGUGACCGUGUGUCUGGUCUUUCCACCAGGCUUCCAUCCAGCCCCCCCACAGUUCCCUCUCUCUUCCUCAACCCCCCUACUGAUCAGAAGAGCUGGACAAGCGCCGAGUCAGCAAUACGAGUCCAAACAGCCACUUCCAGAGCCAGAAACAUGGGAGGUUUUGACGCGACCAGCAACUUUUUCCCCCAAUUCUUCCACCGUUUGAUGUUGAACUUUUGUUUUGUUUGCUCUGCUAAUUUUGUAAAGUUUUUUUAAAGCAAAAAAAGAGGAAAAAUGGAAAAGGAAAGGAGUUUAUCUAAAUUUAGAGAAGAUAUAAAGUAGAGGAACUGAGUAGGAAAGUUACCCUUUAAAAGGGCAGAAUGAACGAAGACGAGACGGUCGGGACGCCAUCCUCAAAACGGCGUGGAUUCAGUUUUCGGUUUGGACUCGGUGUGGACACACAGGACUCCGUCUGAGCGUCUGCCAAGGACAACCGUGGAGGGAAGCGGGGAGAAAUCAACGUGCAAACCGGGACAAGAGGAAAAGAACAGAAAAGCUAAGACAGAACAGAGACUGAUGUCAAACCCUCUCAGUCGGACUGGAACUCACCUCACGCACCUCCGAAGAAGACAAAUGCUUGAGGGUUUUCUCACAGCAAGAACUUUUCUAUAAUUGUGGACAUUUUGUGAUGAAGAGUUCCUUUCACCAUGCUUCCUCUCACUGAAGAAUUGCUCUUUUUUUUAUCUUUCACAGUGAAGUAUUCACAACCUGCCAAAUAUAACUCUUUGUGUUCUCCCUCCUGUGCUGUACAUAUCAGGAACCUUCCACGCCAUGAUGAUUCAGAAACCACGUUUGGAUGAGGAGCAGAGGAGGCGGGGGGAUGCGCUCCUCUCGUGGUUUCACCUUCAACGUGCACACUUUGCACACACGUGCACAGAGAAGCGGUUGGGACUGGUAGCAUGCUGAGUGAGUGCGCUGGUUUUCUUCAGUGACAAACGGUUUCAUCCAUAGAUAGAAUUUGACAAACUUUCAGUAUUCUUCCAGUUUUUUCAAAGCGGUUUCAUUCUUCCCCCUCAUGAGUCGAGUUUAAAGACAUUCAUGAAAGGAAAAUCACAAAGGAGUGUUAUAUUAUUGCGACUUGUGCUGCAUAUUAUUGAAUGGUUUUUUAUGCACUGAAUCUGGUUUCUAACUCCAGCAAAAUCUUCCUUUUAGCUCCUAAUGUUUAUUUUUAAGGUCAGUUUUGUGCAGACGUCAUCGUUCUCUUUUGAUUUGAUGCCCCGUCUCUGUCAUUGUUUGUGUUGCUGACCCCGUUUGUGAGCGUUAUGGGGGAAAUAUGUGGCGAGAGGAGCUCAUAAAUGACAUCAGCCGUGCAGAGCUCCCCGCUGAGCCCCCCCGACGAGGCGACGGGCAGACACGGCGGUCCAGCUGUGAGCCAUCAGUCAGAUGUGUCGGGUCGCGGCAGGCGGCCGCGCCCCGAUCGCAGUCGCUCUGUCCAGAUUCUGAUCACACACACGGCUGUCCGCCACCUGUCUGCCGUUCCUCUGAUCUCCUCAUGGUCGGCUUCACCCAGUUGUCCGUUUUUGUCUUUCCAAUCAUCAGCAGGACAGCGGUUUCAUUCGAGUCCCGACGCCAUUCCAAACCAGCACGUUCUCCUAACCUCAGGGCCGUUCCUGAGCCUGCCAGGGUCGAGUGCCAAAGUGACAUCACUUCCUGCUCAUCCCACUUUGAUUUAUAAGGAAUUUAGAGUAGGACAGUCGUAUCUGCAGGAUGACACAGUGAGCAAGCAUUCCCCUGGACGCUCUUCAAAGCAGUGCUGCAUGAUGCUGGAGGAGGAGCCUCAGAAGCUGCCGGAGCUUAGUGUCGGUCCUCACCUUUAGCUUCUCUUCUGGUCGCUCUUCUCCAUUUUAACAGCUCAUCAGUCUUCAUUAGUCAGGUGGUGUGCCUUCUCACGCUACACCUGUCCUCACGAAACCACUUAAUGUGCAAGAAAUUCACCUUAAGUAUGCACAACGCAGAGGUUUCUUCUUCUGUUUUUUUCCCUCUCCACCCCAUUAGAGCUCAUUGGAAUGCUUGUCCAUAGAUGCUGCAAAGGCUUUGAGUUAUUAUUCAAGCAAUUAUCCUUGACAUUUGCUUUGAGGGACUACUUUAGGUAAGAAGCGUAGACAUUGCUGGAACUGAGUGAAGCUGAAAUUGACUUAUGUUUCAUUUUUUGCUGUAUUUUCUUCUCACGGAGAGUAUUUUUUACUGGGUUUGACUUUUCUAGUCACCAUAAAGAGGUUUGAAAAGCAGCUGAUGGCGUUUUGGCAGAUCUUGUUAAAGAGCUAUUUUAUGAUUCACGGAGCAGAUGUGUGGCUAUGCUCUGGCAUCUUUUUAGGGGAUUUCACUGCAGAAAAAUUAUUAUUUUUGUCCUUUUAUCAUUUAGUUUCAUUGUAGCAACGAUAUUGCCUGUUGACAAACUGAAAAUCAAAGUUGUGAGGUGUUUUUUUAACAUAUCCCAUGAUUUGAUCACAGUGAGCGACGGUGGCGUGCGUGUAAAUAAUUGAAAAUACUUGUUGAAAUCACGUUAAUCCCCUGUUUGCAGCUAACUUCACACAGCCUCUCUCUUAUUUAACGUUCCAGUUGUAGUUCAGGAGUUUUUCUGAUGCCGUUGUGAUAGUUUGACAUGUUUGCCAUCCGUGUGUUCUCCUUUUCCAUCUGCCACGCAGAGUACAAGCUCUCAACCUUCCUCCUCCUCUUCCUCAGCGUUUGCCGCCUCUUGAAGGACAGAGGAAACCCGUCUGAGUUACAGUUGCAUGAUAGCGAGCGUAAACAUGGGCGGUGCAUCCCAACGCUGCUUUAGGGUCAGAGCGAGGAGCCCGCCUCCUCCUAGAAAAUGGCUCCUGGUGAAGGGCUGCAGCACACAGCUCCAGAGCGCCCUCUGCUGGUGGGCUCCAGUCACUGGACUGAAUUUCCCGUUGGUCUGUGAACUCACCAGUAGCCGUCUGCUGAGGGAUGAGCGGCGGCUGCUGCCUGCGGGUUUCCAAACGCUCGCACUACCGUGGCAUCACCGCUUUUCUCCUGUGUUCCUCCGUCUCUGUAACCUCACUCACCUACCCCCUUCUGCUGCCUGGGGGGGACACCCUCCUGCCCCCGGCCUGUGAAGCCCUCCUCACAGACCAGUGGCGGUUCAGACCACUGUGACGGAUGUGGGAGAUCCUGUAAUUCUGUAUAAAUGUAAAUGACUGUAACCCUGUGAAUGAUGUAACAAUUUCUUUAUUUGUAAUAUUGUCAUUGGUUUAUUUUCUAAAAUGGAAAGCCCAACCCAAUUCUCCUCAAUAAAAAGGAAAGAAGAUCUGUUAUUAAAAAAACUACCAGCAAGAGUUUCUCCUUCAUUUUUAUGAUCAUUUAAAUAACACUAAUUCAUCGUUAAUAAUAAAGGUUAAUAUUGCUAAAAUUGUAAUAAUGUUGAAAAAAAUAUUUGUACACAAGUUUAUUAUAAAAAAAAAAAAUCUACAUUUUUCAUACUAAAACCUAAAGCAUUAAAGGGAGAAGAGCUGAUGAUUAAUCCAAACACAGUUUAAUUUAAGAUUUAAAUGUAGAAUAAUUUAAUUGUUUAAUAUUUUUUUUUUUUGCUUAUUUAUAGAAAAGUAAUUUAGAUUGGACAAGUAAGAGAUGAAGGCCGGACCCGCCUGCAGUCUGUCUGUAAACAGAGGAUUAAGAGUCGGAGCGGCAGACGACCGUCUGACCGCUGAAGCACAAGAACGCUCGGCUGCUGCAGCUGCUGCUACAAAUGAAGAAACGCACCGAAUAAUCUUUCAUUUACAUGCAGUAAAAUAAGGAACAUGAACUAACUAAACUAAACGUCUGUAUACAGAUUUUAGGAAUUAAUCUAAAUUCUUAAAAAAA
Oryzias melastigma (Indian medaka) is the source of this 7061-nucleotide messenger RNA. It is a transcript of the gene ephb2b, whose product is annotated as eph receptor B2b. Gene Ontology annotation, molecular function: protein binding; transmembrane-ephrin receptor activity; ATP binding. Gene Ontology annotation, biological process: cell surface receptor protein tyrosine kinase signaling pathway; protein phosphorylation; axon guidance. Lineage: Eukaryota; Metazoa; Chordata; Actinopteri; Beloniformes; Adrianichthyidae. The transcript has 16 exons. The coding region runs from base 134 to 3103 and encodes 989 amino acids. Gene Ontology annotation, cellular component: neuron projection; plasma membrane. The record is from RefSeq and is a predicted model, not a curated record.